UUCACUCAUGCAAUGUUUAAAGCCUCACUGAGCACUGGAAGCCUACUGGUGUUAUAUGCGCUUGAACAUGCGUUUUUACUGGCUGAUGACUGUCUUAUGUGCUCUGCUGAAGGGCUGUUAUGGAGUUCAGAAUGGUGCCACUGAACUGUCGGAUGACAUCGUGGCCUCUUCGCUCCAGGAAUCUCAAACCAAUGGCUCUGUAUCUGUGAACGAAGCUCGCGGUGGCGGAAGACGCGCAGAAAACACAGCGCAAAGAGAGCAAAGCCAGUUGGGCUGCAGAGAGCUGCGCUCUACCAAGUACAUAUCAGAUGGUCAGUGCACAAGCCUGAAGGCAGUGAAUGAGCUGGUGUGUGCUGGUGAGUGUCUGCCUGCUCACCUGCUACCCAACUGGAUUGGAGGAGGAUACUGGGCACGGCGGGAUGUGUCCGAGUGGAGGUGCGUGAAUGAGCAUGUACGCACGCAGCGUGUCAAGCUCUGGUGCCGUGAUGGAAGUACACGCACGUACAAGAUUGCUGCUGUGACAUCCUGCACUUGUAAGCGCUACACACGACAACACAAUGAGUCAGAGCUUAAGCCUUCAUCUAAGAAGUACACCUCGAAGAAAAGCCGUGGAGCAAAUACAGAGGCGCAAAGCAUGGUUUAGUUCAUUCUCACUGUCAUCACCUUUCUGUACUGGAAAGCCACUGAUUUACAAAAACACUGACUCAUGAUAAGAUAUUGAACUUGUAAUAGGAUCUCUUAAUGAUGUCUGCAUUUUCUAAUAUGUUUACAAUUAAACAGCAACUCUCCUUCAAAGCAAUACAUUUAACAGUCUUUCAUUUAGUAGAAAUUAUAUUGAUAACACUUUGGAAGGAGGUUUUUACAUUAUUUUCUUCAAGUCAAGUCAAGAAGCUUUUAUUGUCAUUUCAACUAUGUAUAGCUGUUGCAGCACACAGGAUCAUCGAGAAAGGUUGUCUCAUUUCACUGUGUACUGCAACCAGCUCUUCUGAAAUAACGUGAGAAAGAGCAGCAUAUUAAAUUCCGACCUCAUUUAAACCCCGAGGUAAUGUUAACUUUGGGUAUUAAUGAAAUGAAAACAUUUUUAAUCAGAGAAAUUAGGCUUCACGUGUGAAGAUAUUAAGACUUCAUUCACUGGCACAAUAUUUCGCAGUGUCAAUGUCCUGUUUAAUGUUUUUCAAAAUAACCUACAUACCCAUUUAUAUAACCAUUGUUGGCAAAAUAUUUGCUUUGGGUGCAAUAAAUCUGGUAACUUCUUUCUCAUGGUUUUUGUCAAUAAUUUUGCACCCAGCAGCCAUAAGUUGUUGUUCCAAGGGUGGAUUUGCUACCCUCAGCCCAAGGCAUAGCAGCUUCUCUCUGUGGUAACAUGUUACUGAACAGUUGUUUUUAUUCUAGGCCCUUUCAUUCCACAUUUUUAAAAGCAACACUGUUUUGCAAUUACACAGUUCCUACCCCACGGCCUCUGUUUUGAGCAGUUCAUCAAGAGUUUUCCAUUGACUAUAGACAGCAGUCUAGUGACUCUGAGCACAAAGCAUUUUGGGUGGAGAUGAAAUAAGUUCAGUAUGAAUAAAAUAUGGGAA
Tachysurus fulvidraco (yellow catfish) is the source of this 1577-nucleotide messenger RNA. RefSeq names its product sclerostin domain containing 1b (gene sostdc1b). Gene Ontology annotation, biological process: negative regulation of Wnt signaling pathway; negative regulation of BMP signaling pathway. Gene Ontology annotation, molecular function: BMP binding. NCBI's taxonomy places the organism in Eukaryota, Metazoa, Chordata, Actinopteri, Siluriformes, Bagridae. The transcript has 2 exons. The record is from RefSeq and is a predicted model, not a curated record. Bases 56 to 643 code for a protein of 195 amino acids.